UUUUCUCCGUCGAAAUUAAAAACUGAGAAACGCAUUACUCUUCAAAACGGUACCUACAGCCUCUCUGUUUCUCACUCAGUCUUCGAUCUUCUUCAGCUAUGGCUUCCACUUCCUCUACGGCUCUUUCACAAGCCGUAUUCCCCAGACCCAUCUCCCACCAUGCUUCAAAUCCAUCCACUGACCGCGUUUCUCUUUCCUCUCGCUCUCUUCCCAGUUUCUCCGGCCUCAAAUCCACCAACUCCGCCGCCGUCGCCGUAUCAUCUCGCCGGACCAGGCCGUCUCGGGGCCGAUGUGGAGUGGUUCGAGCUUCGGUCGCCGAGACGCUCGAUAAAACCACUGACACGUCGUUGAUUGAGAAGUCCGUCAAUACGAUCCGUUUCCUCUCGAUUGAUGCUGUGGAGAAGGCGAAUUCGGGCCACCCGGGUUUGCCGAUGGGUUGCGCUCCGAUGGGCCAUGUUUUAUACGACGAGGUUAUGAAGUAUAAUCCCAAGAAUCCUUAUUGGUUUAAUCGGGAUCGGUUCGUCUUGUCGGCUGGCCAUGGAUGUAUGUUGCAGUAUGCUUUGCUUCACCUUGCUGGAUAUGAUAGUGUUAAGGAAGAGGACUUAAAGAAUUUCCGUCAAUGGGAAAGCAGAACUCCUGGGCACCCUGAGAACUUCGAGACGCCUGGAGUUGAAGUAACAACUGGUCCUCUUGGACAGGGUGUUGCAAAUGCUGUUGGCUUGGCACUUGCUGAAAAGCAUAUAGCUGCUCGUUUCAACAAGCCAGAUAGUGAAAUUGUUGACCAUUACACAUAUGUUAUACUGGGAGAUGGUUGCCAAAUGGAGGGAAUUGCCAAUGAAGCUUGUUCGCUUGCUGGGCAUUGGGGACUAGGCAAGCUGAUUGCUUUCUAUGAUGACAACCACAUCUCAAUCGAUGGUGACACAGAGAUUGCAUUCACUGAGAGUGUUGACAAACGUUUCGAGGGUCUAGGGUGGCAUGUUAUCUGGGUAAAAAAUGGAAAUAAUGGCUACGACGAGAUUCGUGCUGCCAUUCGGGAAGCGAAAGCUGUAAAAGACAAACCCACUUUGAUCAAGGUGACCACAACCAUUGGUUAUGGAUCUCCAAACAAGGCAAAUUCCUACAGCGUACAUGGUAGUGCAUUGGGUGCGAAGGAAGUUGACGCCACGAGACAGAACCUUGGAUGGCCAUACGAGCCUUUCCAUGUGCCCGAGGAUGUUAAGAAGCACUGGAGUCGUCACAUCCCCCAAGGAGCUGCACUUGAAGCUGAAUGGAAUGCUAAGUUUGCCGAAUAUGAGAAGAAGUACGCAGAAGAAGCUGCUGAACUGAAGUCGAUUAUUAAUGGUGAACUACCUGCUGGUUGGGAAAAGACAUUGCCAACAUACACCCCGGAGAGCCCAGCUGAUGCCACUAGAAAUCUUUCCCAGCAAAACCUUAAUGCCCUUGCAAAAGUUCUCCCUGGUUUCCUUGGUGGAAGUGCUGACCUUGCUUCAUCAAACAUGACCCUGCUUAAGUCGUUCGGAAACUUCCAAAAGGAUACUCCUGAAGAGCGUAAUCUUCGAUUUGGUGUUAGAGAGCACGGAAUGGGAGCCAUCUGCAAUGGAAUUGCCCUUCACAGUCCUGGACUCAUUCCAUACUGUGCUACGUUCUUUGUUUUUACAGAUUACAUGAGAGCUGCCAUUAGGAUAUCUGCCUUGAGUCAAGCUGGUGUAAUCUAUGUCAUGACUCAUGAUUCGAUCGGUCUUGGUGAAGAUGGGCCGACCCAUCAGCCAAUCGAACAUCUGGCAAGCUUCAGGGCUAUGCCAAACAUAUUGAUGCUCCGACCAGCUGAUGGUAAUGAGACUGCUGGAGCGUACAAGGUUGCAGUACUUAACCGAAAGAGACCUUCAAUUCUUGCCCUUUCUCGCCAAAAGUUGCCCAAUCUUCCUGGAACUUCCAUAGAAGGAGUCGAAAAGGGUGGAUACAUUCUCUCGGACAAUUCCUCAGGCAACAAGCCCGAUGUUAUCUUGAUUGGAACAGGUUCUGAACUUGAAAUUGCCGCCAAAGCUGCAGAAGAACUGAGAAAGGAAGGAAAGGCUGUUCGACUCGUUUCCUUCAUCUCCUGGGAGCUCUUCGACGAGCAAUCAGAUGCAUACAAGGAAAGUGUUUUGCCUGCUGCUGUUUCUGCCAGAGUGAGCAUUGAGGCUGGAACAACAUUUGGGUGGGAGAAGAUCGUCGGAAGCAAAGGAAAAGCAAUUGGCAUUGACCGCUUCGGAGCAAGUGCUCCAGCAGGGAAAAUUUACAAAGAGUUCGGUAUAACGGUUGAGGCUGUUAUUGAUGCUGCUAAACAAGUUAUUUAGAACAGGUUAGUUAUAUGUAAUUGGCCGAAACGAAUCCAACAUCUACCAUUUAUUUGAAUUUGGGCGGGAAUUUCUGUAGAGACCAUUUCCAGGAGGUCUGUUCUAAUGACAUGGCCUCUUAUGUUGCAAUAAAAAGGUCUGAGUUUUCUGUCCAUUGUGUGUGCGCGUUUUUUUUGUGGAGAGGUUGUUUGACGACGAUAGAAACUAGGAUUUCUCUUUUGAACUUUUGUUCUUUUAGCUGAUUAAGUAAUUAAGUAAUGAGGUGUUCACUAUU
Molecule: messenger RNA, 2610 nt
Organism: Benincasa hispida (wax gourd)
Lineage: Eukaryota; Viridiplantae; Streptophyta; Magnoliopsida; Cucurbitales; Cucurbitaceae
Product: transketolase, chloroplastic
Biological process (GO): pentose-phosphate shunt
Cellular component (GO): cytosol
Molecular function (GO): transketolase activity
Source: RefSeq, a predicted model, not a curated record